CAGUUCUGAACUGAGUUGUUUCGACAGCGUAGUAGCAGCGGAGUGGGAAAUGGGGAAGAAAACGAAAAAGCCCGGGAAAGGAAAGGAGAAAACAGAGAAAAAAACUGCGAAAGCUGAGGAAAAGAGAGCUCGCAGAGAGAACAAGAAGAUCUCCGAAGAAGAUGACAUCGAUGCCAUUCUGUUGAGCAUACAGAAGGAGGAGGCUAAGAAGAAGGAAGUUCACAUCGACGAAAAUGUCCCUGCGCCGACGCCUCGCUCCAACUGUUCCCUGACGAUGAAUCCCUUGAAAGAGACGGAGCUGAUUCUUUAUGGAGGUGAAUUCUACAAUGGCAACAAGACAUUUGUAUAUGGUGAUCUUUAUCGACAUGAUAUUGAGAAGCAGGAGUGGAAAUUGAUAUCUAGCCCUAAUAGUCCACCUCCUCGUAGUUCUCAUCAAGCUGUUGCUUGGAAGAAUUAUCUCUAUAUCUUUGGUGGUGAGUUUACGUCCCCGAAUCAAGAGCGCUUCCAUCACUACAAGGACUUUUGGGUGUUGGACCUGAAAACAAAUCAAUGGGAACAACUAAAUCUGAAAGGAUGUCCAAGUCCACGGUCAGGUCAUCGAAUGGUUUUAUACAAGCACAAGAUUAUUGUUUUUGGUGGCUUCUAUGACACUCUCAGAGAAGUAAGGUAUUUUAAUGAUUUGCAUGUAUUUGACCUGGAUCAGUUCAAGUGGCAAGAAAUAAAACCUAGGCUUGGUUCCAUGUGGCCAAGUGCCAGGAGUGGUUUUCAGUUUUUUGUGUUCCAAGAUGAGAUCUUUCUGUAUGGUGGCUACUCCAAAGAAGUUUCAUCUGAUAAAAACAACUCAGAGAAAGGAAUUGUUCAUUCAGACAUGUGGUCCCUUGACCCUAGGACUUGGGAGUGGAACAAGGUGAAGAAAUCUGGGAUGCCUCCUGGACCUCGUGCUGGGUUUUCUAUGUGUGUCCAUAAAAAAAGGGCUGUGCUAUUUGGGGGUGUAGUUGAUAUGGAAGUUGAAGGAGAUGUAAUGAUGAGCUUAUUCUUGAAUGAGCUCUAUGGAUUCCAAUUAGAUACUCACCGCUGGUACCCAUUGGAGCUGCGGAAGGAAAAAUCAACAAAAGAUAAGGUCAAAAAGAGUUCUGAUAAAAAAUAUAAUGGGGCUACUCUUGACAAUAAGAUUGGUUCUAUUGAUCUAGAGAAGUGUGAGGAGAAUAAUGGAGAUGAUAAUUUGGAAUCCCAUGAAGAAGCAGCUGACCUAGAAAGUAGCAUUGAUGAAAUAUCUCGUCAUAUGACAACAAACAUUACUGUUAAUGAUGGUGGACCAUCCAUCAAGUCUGAUGGAAGACCUCAUGAAUCUGGUGCCCAAUUGGAUCUGCAAAAUUCCAUUUCAUCUGAGAUUGUGAAACCUUGUGGCCGUAUCAAUUGCUCCAUGGUUGUUGGAAAAGACACAUUAUAUAUUUAUGGGGGCAUGAUGGAAGUCAAGGAUCAAGAAAUUACACUUGAUGAUUUGUAUUGCCUUAAUCUCAGCAAACUUGAUGAAUGGAAGUGCAUCAUACCGGCUUCUAAAUCUGAGUGGAUAGAAGCUUCAGAGGAAGAAGAUGAGGAUGAAGACGAAGAUGAUAGUGAAGAUGAAGACUGCAAUAGUGGAAGCAAUAGUGAUGAGACUGACGACGAUGUAGAGGCUAAGGAUGGAUCAAGAUCCCUCGAAAUGGGAGAUGCUGUUGCUAUAAUCAAAGGUGAAGGAAAGAAUCUUCGGAGGAAGGAGAAGCGGGCUAGAAUAGAGCAGAUCAGAGCCAAUCUUGGCCUUUCAGAUUCACAGAGAACCCCAAUUCCUGGAGAAACCUUGAAGGACUUCUAUAAGCGUACCAAUUUGUACUGGCAAAUGGCGGCACAUGAGCACACUCAACACACUGGAAAGGAGCUACGAAAGGAUGGUUUUGAUCUUGCUGAAGCUCGAUACAGAGAGCUUAAACCAAUCCUUGAUGAGUUGGCUAUACUAGAGGUAGAGCAGAAGGCUGAAGAGGCUGAAGGAGUGGAGACUAGUAUGAGAAAGAGAGGCAACAAGAAAAACAGCAAGCGUUCAGCUCCCCAAAAGUAGUUCGAGCUUCAAGACAUACCAUCAGUAUGAAUUAUUCAGGUGAUUUAGUUGUAAUAUUAAAAAUGUCACAGUUUUCAGUACAAAUACGCGGACACAUGCCUGCGCAGCCCCGCAUGCACACACACACCAUACACGCACCCACCUUGGUGCUGCACUGAGUUGUUUUUAAAUAUUAUUAGCAGGAAUUGAUCCAAUUUUUUGAGGCAUUGUUGUACAUUGUGGUGGUUUUGUUUGCCAAAUAUAAUAGAGCUGAAUUUGCUUUUACAGAUGCU
This is a messenger RNA of Vitis riparia (riverbank grape), 2364 nucleotides long. Its product is annotated as kelch domain-containing protein 4. The record is from RefSeq and is a predicted model, not a curated record. Gene Ontology annotation, molecular function: protein binding. NCBI's taxonomy places the organism in Eukaryota, Viridiplantae, Streptophyta, Magnoliopsida, Vitales, Vitaceae. Bases 50 to 2092 code for a protein of 680 amino acids. The transcript has 20 exons.